AUGUCGGGUCCUCCUCAGAUUGUGAAUUUAUUGCAGGCUCUGUUUCCAGAUGACCAAGGAUAUGUCGUCCACUUCAUUGAAGACGAAUAUGAGGAUGGUUCCUCGGAGGGCGCAGCUACAGUCUCGUACGACGGUGAGUGCUUCAUGAUAGUGUUGGUGGGCAACUCGGAUCACCCCGACGAUGUCCUCGUGUCUGAGCUGGUGAAGCCUCGCUUUGAACUGAUGCGGGCCGCAGCCAGGCAUGGCUGGGACCACGUCGGUUGCGUGUGUAUCGAUAAUAAGGUGAAGGCGUGGAAGCAUGCUAGAAACGCAGGUGACAAUGACCCUGCCACUCGCAUGGUGGUCGAGCUCCCCGUCACUCGCAUGGUCGUCGAGAACCAGGAAACGUUCGAUCUUGGAAGACCGAUACAGCGGACCCUGUUCGCCGCGCUCUGUGCACUCAUGAAAAGCAUGGUCACUAGCGGCGCGAAUGGAAUAUAG
Messenger RNA from Aspergillus homomorphus CBS 101889, 480 nucleotides. RefSeq lists its product as uncharacterized. The record is from RefSeq and is a predicted model, not a curated record. Bases 1 to 480 code for a protein of 159 amino acids. The transcript has a single exon. Lineage: Eukaryota; Fungi; Ascomycota; Eurotiomycetes; Eurotiales; Aspergillaceae.